Messenger RNA from Solanum lycopersicum (tomato), 1061 nucleotides. RefSeq names its product histone H4. Gene Ontology annotation, molecular function: protein heterodimerization activity; structural constituent of chromatin; DNA binding. Gene Ontology annotation, cellular component: nucleosome. The record is from RefSeq and is a predicted model, not a curated record. Lineage: Eukaryota; Viridiplantae; Streptophyta; Magnoliopsida; Solanales; Solanaceae. Gene Ontology annotation, biological process: nucleosome assembly.
AGAGUACAAUUCACCCAAAUUCAAAACCCUAGAAACUACAUCUUCUUCAAAUUUCUCUGUGAAAAUGUCUGGUCGUGGAAAGGGAGGCAAGGGAUUGGGAAAGGGAGGAGCCAAGAGGCACAGGAAGGUUCUAAGGGACAACAUCCAAGGUAUCACUAAGCCAGCUAUUCGCAGGCUUGCUCGUAGGGGUGGUGUGAAGCGUAUCUCUGGUCUCAUCUAUGAGGAGACCCGUGGAGUGUUGAAGAUCUUUUUGGAGAAUGUGAUUCGUGAUUCUGUCACCUACACUGAGCACGCCAGGAGGAAGACUGUCACUGCUAUGGAUGUUGUCUAUGCUCUUAAGAGACAGGGAAGGACUCUCUAUGGGUUUGGCGGUUAUGAGAGUGGGAAUCCAUACAGAAGUAGCAUAGCAAUCCCUGAUGAAUCCAACUCGAGUUCCGCAGCAACGACAAUUGAUGCAAUCAUCAUCAGGGAUUUCAUCGUAGUGAAAUUUUCCGUCACAUUUCAAACCCGUCCACCAAAUAUAAAUAUCCACCACCCAAAAGAGCUCAAUUCACCCAAUUUCAAAACCCUAGAAACUUCAUCCUCUUCAAAUUUCUCUGUGAAAAUGUCUGGUCGUGGAAAGGGAGGAAAGGGAUUGGGAAAGGGAGGAGCCAAGAGGCACAGGAAGGUUCUAAGAGACAAUAUCCAGGGUAUCACUAAGCCAGCUAUUCGCAGGCUUGCUCGUAGGGGUGGUGUGAAGCGUAUCUCUGGUCUAAUCUAUGAGGAGACCCGUGGAGUGUUGAAGAUCUUUUUGGAGAAUGUGAUUCGUGAUUCUGUAACCUACACUGAGCACGCCAGGAGGAAGACUGUUACUGCUAUGGAUGUUGUCUAUGCCCUCAAGAGACAGGGAAGGACACUCUAUGGGUUUGGUGGUUAGAUCAGUUGUUAGGCGCAUUAGAUGUAGAUCUAAUGUUAAUUUCUGCUGUUUCUGUGAUUUGGUAUCUCUGUAACUGUUCGUAAGCUCUAGAUAUUGUAAUUUCUCAUUACAUAUUCAAUGAACAAAGCUCAGUUUCUACAAAUUA